Exophiala dermatitidis NIH/UT8656 is the source of this 1513-nucleotide messenger RNA. RefSeq lists its product as uncharacterized. The record is from RefSeq and is a predicted model, not a curated record. Lineage: Eukaryota; Fungi; Ascomycota; Eurotiomycetes; Chaetothyriales; Herpotrichiellaceae. The coding region runs from base 597 to 1076 and encodes 159 amino acids. The transcript has a single exon.
UGCAGUACCACAUUGUAAGUUGUCGGAUGCUCACAUUGAAGACUCGUCCGGUAGGACUUUGCAAGUUACUGCCAAAAGACUCAUGUCAUGGCCCUGGCUCUUUCCAAAUUUUCCUUUUCUUUCUACCGGACCAGUGAGUUGGGAAUCCUAUCAGCUGGAACCGCAAUGCAGCUCGAUACGGGCUCCGAACACUGUUCGCUUGAAAGUGCGCAGAGUUUCGGAAAAAAACUUGGCAGGUGAGUCUGGACGUCAAGGGGUAUGCAAACAUUGCUAGGACCGUUAUCGCUGCUGCUGCCUUAUCUAUAUGUCGCCACAUCAGUCCGAUGAUCUCCCAAAACUGCUUGGACGCAAGCGUGAAGCAUUGAAUCUGUGAUGUCAAUACAUGUUGCAUCGUUCUAAUCUGCGAUCUUGGGCAACAACUGAUCCCUGCUGGCCGGGUUGAUGGUGUUGGCUAUCGCGGCAGUUGUCUCUGCUGAACGGUGAUAAACUUCAAUCAAGGUCAGAGCUUCCACGUGAAGGAACGAGACCGUUGACUCUGCUGCUAUCCACAAUCAAGCCAUGGUCCCAUCAAAGGUCUCGCCACGAACCCGGUCAGGAUGUUGUAUGGCAGCAUCGGACUCUUGCUGGAUGUCUUGAAUGUCCUUUGGACGCCGGGUCUCAGGCACGUGAAAAAGACCGAACCGCUGGGGAAGGGCAUGCCAUGCGGCGAUGCCUCGAGCCUCAUCCAGUCAAUUUUGGUUUGGAUAACUAUGGUCGAGAUUGAUAGGUCUUAUCUUUCUGUACGCCACACAGAUUCUGACUGGGCCCUGUGUGGUUCGUCUCUUCAGGUCCCCAUCUCCACUCUGUGCUGCUGGGCCGGUCCUCUCGGAUCGCGUCCCAGAUCAUGUCGCGUUAUCGACGCAGCGGUUGUGCCCACGGGGUAUCUGGAUGAUCUGGGGUACCUGACGGCUCAAGAUGGUAAUGGUGAUCCAGGCUCUGGGAUUUGCCUUUCAACGUAUGUAUUUUCUUCCAUUGCUGAUCCGCUGAACUCCAUCAUGGGAUUGGGCAUAGUAGACGGCAGGGGUUGGUCGAUCUAAAUCUUCGUGAAAUAGCUUCUCUUCAUGUACUUUCUCCUUGCUGGUUUCCAAAGAUUCGCCUUCGUUGCUUCUUUCCGACUGAUCGACUUUGAGGCGGUAUAUUUUGUUUGACCGAGGUCAGUAAGUUGAGGAUGACCUGCAGCCUGUCAUUGCAUGAUUCAACAAUUCGAGGAGAAAAGUGAUGAGGUGGUAGUGAAGUGGGGAGGCAUGGCGGGUGUUUGUGAAGAGAGCGAGCGCAGGCACGACGGCUGUGGUUGUAUGUCAAAGUACACACUGGCAUGGCGACAAUAUACAUGGAAGCUGCUAGAGGAAAUCGAGCAGACUGUGCAGACGCAAGCCGGUUACCACUGUAGAUAUGACGAGAAUGAAUAUCGUAGAACAGAAGCAUCAUUCCGGACUUGAGUGGUCCAGGUCAUGACAGUUCAUUUAGCUGUCGC